GCGCGCUCGAGCCGAUCGCACGCCAGCGCGUUGUCUCGCCGUGGGAUGCGAGUUUUCGUGUGGAUGGCGCUCGGGAAGUGGUGACGUUUCGCUGCGAGUCGCGUCGCGAGCUGCUGCACGCGGGGGAAACGCGCAGAGACCGAGCGGGUGGCCGUCGGUGGCGCCGAACUGCGCCGGACUUGCGAACGCGGCGCUGCGCUGCGGACUCGUUCGUUGUACGCGCGACUGACGAGAGACUCGCGUUACACAACUCGGCCACAGUGAGUGUCGCAUACGCGGCGGGCAUAUGAAUUAUGUAAGAGCGCGUGACGAGGGGAAACGCAGCAGAAAUCGGACGUGCUCGCCGCGGUCGAAGGGAAACACAGUUGAGUUGUGAAGUUUUAUUCUGCGCCUUCGGUGCCGUUUUCAGGCCACGCCACGCCACGGGCACUUCCUGCUGUGGCCCCCACGUGCACGCCAGCGGCAGGAUGAACGUGGGCACGGCGCACAGCGAGGUGAACCCCAACACACGGGUGAUGAACAGCAGGGGCAUCUGGCUCUCCUACGUGCUGGGGAUCGGCCUGCUGCACAUCAUCCUCCUGAGCAUCCCGUUUGUGAGCGUUCCUGUGGUCUGGACGCUCACCAACCUCAUCCACAACAUGUGCAUGUACAUCUUCCUGCACACAGUGAAGGGAACCCCGUUCGAAACCCCCGACCAGGGCAAAGCACGCCUCCUCACUCACUGGGAGCAGAUGGACUACGGUGUGCAGUUCACUGCCUCGCGCAAAUUCCUCACCAUCACGCCAAUCAUCCUGUACUUCCUCACAAGCUUUUACACAAAAUACGACCGGGUGCACUUUGUCAUCAACACUGUCUCCCUGCUGACGGUGCUCAUCCCAAAGCUCCCCCAGCUGCACGGCGUCCGCAUCUUCGGGAUUAACAAGUACUGAUGUGGUUGAAGCUCAGCUCCUCCCGCUGCCCACCCAUCUCCUGCUCUCCUUCUUUCCACAUCCCAGCUCAGCUUGGACCGCGACUUCCGGUCGUCCCGCGUUGCGUGUGGCUCGGGGAGCCGGUGGAGAAUGGACUGUUCGCACCUCGGCGUCAGACCCUUUUCUGAAAGCCGCAGGGAGUCCUGAGUGCUGCGCCCAUGUGUCACGUUGAGGUUUACUAGCCGGCUCCUGGCAGCGGGUGCGAAACCCUUGCCUGUGGCGAAGACCACCAUCUGGGUCAUGUGUGGUCUGAGGUUCGAGAGCAUUGUAGGCCGCCGUUCCGAGGGUGAUGUAGAGUUAGGUGACAAUCAGGGCAGAAGGUCUUCCUGUGGUGAUGGUCCUGCCAUGUAGCACCAUCUGACCCCUGUUGACCCCUCCCAGUUCUGUGGUUGUUUCCUGUAAGGGUAAUGUGUGUGCGUGUGUGUGUGUGCGUGCAUGUGCGCACGUGCAUGCUCACACAUGGUGUGCCUGUUAAUGAGAAGUAACCUCAGUGUACGAAACAGGGUGGUACGAAUUUUUGCUAUUUUACUCAUCCUCAGCAGUGUUAAUGUGUCGGUACUAAGGGCACCUCAGGCGGUGCUUCUUCUUCUGGCCUCGGGUCUCGAGUCACUUCACCUGCAAGUCCAAAUGUGAAGCUCCUUAUUGUCUGUCCCCCCCACACAGCUUUAUACACUUCAUAACAGUGCAUUCUUAAGAAUGGUUCUGUUUCCCUACUGUCCUUAAUGUUAACCCCUUUUUCUGUUCUGUCAUUGUAUUCAUAUAUAUAUGUGGUAAAAAUAUUUCAAUGGAAACUAAAGUUUCAGAGAAAAGACAGGCCUCUAUAUAGGAUGACUUUCAUAUAUUACUGAAAUAACAAUGAAAGAACUACGAUGUAAGAAUUUUACAGUUAUUUCACUCUGCUGCAACUUUACUCCAACUAUAUCAUCCUCUCCGUUCUGAAUGUAGGUAUCAAUUUCUUCAACAGUCUUCAAUAUUUCUUGGUUCAUAUUUUCUUAGAAGCAAGAAAAAAAAUUAAAUUGAAAUUAAUUUGUCAGCUUCAGUAGAUGCACAGCUAUACAAAAAACACAUUUCAGGACUCGGCAUCCUGCGGGAUACCAGUAUUUAUAAGAAAAUUGUCAUCGUAUAAAGCAAAAAAUGCAUUAAUUCCAAUGGAUAUAAUUCUCAGAAUGUAAAAGAAAAUUAACCAGAUUUUUUUUCUUUUUUUUUAAUGCGGAAAAACUUGCGUUACUUUCAACUGAAAACUGAGCUGAAAGUGUUGCAGAAAGACCAUUGCUGUAUCGCAGCGCAGGCCGACACGUCUUAAUAUUCAGUAUAUUUUUCUGAUGAAUUUUAUAAACAUGUUAAAGGCUCUGCCCUAUAAAGAGGAUGCCGGGUGGUGAUGGGGCUAACUGUACUCUUCAAGUCCUGCAGUGGUUGUAGGAGCUCCGACUGUGGUUUACAAGGGUGCAGAGGUGUGACUUGUGAACGUUUUAUGAGAGUGGAUUUAGCCCCUAGGGCUCUGUGGGGUCUCUGUGACAGAUGCACAUGUAAGUACAGGCAUUGAAACAUACGGUAUAAAUAUGGAAGGUUCUGGAAUGACAAGCGUGCGAGAGGAAGUGGCCCCUCACUUGUGCUCUGUAGGACACUGGUUUGGGGGCAGAGUGUUAUGUAAUAUGCAAAUGAACAGUUAGUGGCAGUGUAAUCGAUAGCCCUGCGCUGCUGAUGAAUAUUCAUGAGUGAGACUGCAUUGGGCCCUUUUGGAGUGCAAACCUGAGUGAGGAUUCUGCACCCAAGCGACCUUCUUACUCUCAAGGGUCUAGGUUCACAGCGUUGUUCACGGGGAGAAACGUCGUGUUUGUCGGAGCCGGGGCUCCUUCCUCGUUUACCGUGGUUUCCACUACGGUGUAGUCAUCCUUCACCUCCGUUAUUUAGUCUCCACUUCUGCGUGUUUGCAAUGUGCAUAAUUAAUACAUUAACUGGCUUUUGUUUCCAUUUGAAAGUAAAGGUAUUUGUUUGUGUUUUGCUGUACCUGUGUUCCUCCAACAGCGUAGUGUUUCUGUACUCAGGCGGUACUCUUCAGUGUACUCUUCAUGUCUGUACUGUUUUUACAGGGUAACUUGUGGCAGCACUGAAAUGCUGUUGGUACCACAACGGAAAAAGCUUUUCUCUGGGGAGCAGGUGGUAUAGUGCUUGAAGUUACUGUCUCUGGCCUCUGAGGUUGCAGGUUCAAAUCCCAACUCCUGUUGUUAUACCCUUGAGCAAAGUGCUUACCAUGAAUUGCUCCGUUUGUAAAAAUAGGUGAGUCAGUGCAAGUUGCUUUGGAGAAAAGGGUCACAUAUUAACUGAAGCAGCUUCUCUGUGGCAUGAGGAAGGUGUAGAGGUCAGAGGUGCACAAGGGCUUGUACCCAAACUAUUUUCUGUGUUGGAAACUUGUCAAAUGAGCUUUUUCUUCCUUCGAGUGUGCAGGGGCAGUCUGUUGCAAUGUAGAUUUUACAGGAUGAAUGCUAACAAAGAGGGCUAUUUGGUCUUUAAAUAUUUAUCCUUUUAACUUUGAUUUCUACAUUUAUAAGUUAACAGUAGUGCAAUAGUCAUUAAUGUUUGUGGCUGACAAAUGUUACAUGUGUUUUUCUUCUAUGGAUUUAAUAUAUAGUGUUGUGUUUAAUGUCAGUAAAUAAACAAUUUAAGGAAAUAAUUUUGUGGACAGAAAUUGUGGUAUUUCAUGUCCUUACAGCCAACCUGGAUGAAAUGUUACUAGUUUUUUUUUUUUUCCAGCACAAGAUUACAAGUUUAACCAUUGAAACUGCAAAUGGAACCGACUGAGAAGCUUUACAAAAUGUGCUGGAAUCUCUCACUUUUUACUAUCGGGAACAUUUUUGAGACAUGAGAGGCUGCAGCUUGUUAAACAUUAAAUGGAUGAAAGUGCAAUUGGAGAUGGAAUCAAGUUCCAAGGAUUGGAUGGCAGAGGGGUGAAUGUCACUGUGUGACGUUGCGGGAUGGUCAUCGGACCGCUCUCGGUAUUUCAGUCACCCUACUGACUGUUACUGUGCUGGUCAUGAGUAACUAGUGAAGUCAGAUUUUCUGUUUGAAUUAUUUAGCCUCCCAGUUGUCCUUCCUGUUAUAAUAAAUUUGCAUAGAUACAUACAAUAAUGCUCUUAGUAAUUUUGUCCCUGCUGUACAUUUUAUUCGUUUAGCAGAUGCUUCUCUCCAACGUGACGUACGUCUGAGAAUGAUACAAAAAGUACAUUACCUCAAUAGAAAAGAAAAUGCAUCAUUGUAGAAAAUGCGCUGUUGUAGAUGAAUGUAUUGGAAAUGCACUGGAUCCUUGUGUGAAACAUUCAAGAAACAAGUCUUCAAACAGAAAAAUUUGCAGGUUCAUUUUAAUUGCAUUUCCUUUGCCAUACUAUUUUGUAAUAUUUCUGUUGCAGAGGGAAUCAGAGCUGCAUUUCUUCUUGUCACCAUUAGUUGGCAGCAAAAUGCACUUGGAUAGAAUCGGGAGAAGAGUAAUAGGAGCGUGAUUGCCUUCAUUCAACUCACUUCCACAGUGUUUACAGCUCGUGUAAAAACAAAUGUUUAUAUACUUUUCUCCUUUCAAAAAGCAGGCGGUUAAGAGGACAUUGAGGUGUUCUUGGAUAAGGCUUGAGGUUUCCACACACGUGAAAUAUUCCUGUGCAAUUUGAAAUUCGGUGGAUGUUUGUCAGGCUGUAGAAAGUGAUAUUUUUGUUUCACAUGCUGCUCUGUUAUGCCUGUUGGGUAUUCACACUACUAGUGUUACUUUUCCAAAGCACUCUGUUUUGUGAUUUCCCCCCUCCCCAAUAAUAAAUUGGACCAACAAAUUUAACAUCGCUGUCAGUAGAAAUCCUCAUGUUUUAAAAUGAAUGU
Scleropages formosus (Asian bonytongue) is the source of this 4826-nucleotide messenger RNA. RefSeq names its product ORMDL sphingolipid biosynthesis regulator 3 (gene ormdl3). The coding region runs from base 468 to 929 and encodes 153 amino acids. The transcript has 4 exons. Lineage: Eukaryota; Metazoa; Chordata; Actinopteri; Osteoglossiformes; Osteoglossidae. Gene Ontology annotation, cellular component: endoplasmic reticulum membrane. The record is from RefSeq and is a predicted model, not a curated record.